CAGAAACAUAUUAAAGUGGAUAAAAAUGGCAAAUAAAAAAAGUUGAUUUGUUUUUUUAUUUUAACAUCCGCUUGUAGUACAUCACCUCUGGCGCCAUUUUGGUCCGUUUGUCUAAAGGUAUAUUAGCAUGAUGCGCCCGUUUAUUGAUUCUAAGGCUGACCAGGACAAAAAGUUGUUCAUCGGCGGUUUAAGUCCUAAAACAGAUGAGAAUUCGCUCAAAAAUUAUUACGGUCAAUGGGGUGAAAUCAUUGAUGUUGUCGUUAUGAAAGAUCCUAGAUCUCAGAAAUCUCGAGGGUUUGGUUUUGUGACAUAUAAGGAUUCCUCGUCCGUUGACGCUGCACAAAACAAUCGCCCACAUACUGUAGAUGGAAAGGAGGUGGAUACCAAGCGUGCCAUGCCCAGAGAGGAAACAAGUCCUGAGGUUCAUGCUGCAGUAAAGAAAAUAUUUGUAGGUGCUUUAAAGAAGGAUGUAACAAAUGAAGAUCUUAGUGAUUACUUUUCUCAGUUUGGGACCGUAACUGAUGCACAGAUUGUUAUAGCUAAAGAUACGAAUACAUCCCGGGGCUUCGCAUUCGUUACGUUUGAUGACACAGAUGCAGUAGACAAAGUUAUUUUAGCUCGACCACAUACUAUCAAAGACUCUAAGGCAGAUGUACGAAAAGCACUCAGCCGAGAAGAAAUGAAUAAAAUGAGGUCAAAACCUGCACCUAUGAGAGCAGAUUAUAACGGUGGUGGAUGGCACGACAAUGCAAACGGAGGUUUCCAGCCUCAGUCAUGGGAUCAGGGUUACAAUCAACCUUACGCACAUCAACAGCCUUAUGCUUAUAACGGAGCAGGCUAUGGUUAUGGUGGUUACGAUGCAGGUUGCCCUGCAGGUGGUUGGCCUAAUGCUUCCGAUGGAUUCGGCAAUUAUCAGCAACAAGCCUAUGGUGGUGGUCCAAUGAGAGCGACACCUGCAAAUGCACAGUAUUCCCGUCCUGCUCCAUAUUCCGGUAAUGGUUGGCAACGCUAAAGUUAAUUUUGUUAUUUCAAUACCAAACGCCUAGUGCAUUUUGACAACUUUUUAUCACUUGCUGUAAAAUAUACAAAUCAGUUAUUCUGCUAUUGCCUUGUACUCCCAGCCGCUUGAUGCUAAUGUUGAGAAGCUAGUUAGGUCGCUAUUGGAAAAAGAUAAGGUAUGGCACAUUGCGACUCGUCACACCGAUUCCCAGUUGUAUACUCAAUAUGGAGAGGAAGCUCCCGUGAGACUCCAUGGAGAACUGGAUUGUGUUGCAGCAAGGAGGUUACAAUCAAUUCAAAGGUGGUCAGCAAACAAGACGGUGAGCUGGACUCCUUACCAUCUGGCUUAACGCGAGACGAGUGCAGCCAAUUUUUCACAUCAAUCGACGCAACUGAUGAAUCCGUUGGUUUUCUACACGAUGUUUGUGUUUUGUCUAGGGUUAUUGGUGAAUAAAAGUACUUUGUUUCUACCUGAAAGGGUUUUGUUUCAAAGUUUUUGAACAAUAUAACAGAUACAUUUUGAGAGAUAAAAA
Messenger RNA from Schistosoma curassoni, 1532 nucleotides. NCBI's taxonomy places the organism in Eukaryota, Metazoa, Platyhelminthes, Trematoda, Strigeidida, Schistosomatidae. The record is from the annotation of a GenBank genome assembly.